CGACCGCAGCAGGGUCGCAAGGGAGAUGUCCACCCCCAGUCGUAGCCUCGGACGGUUUCUGAGCGUUGGUGUUUGGCACGCGCCACCCUCUCUUGCUUUGGUUCCGCCAUGCCGAUGUACCAGGUAAAGCCUUAUCACGGGCGCGGCGCGCCUCUCCGUGUGGAGCUUCCCACCUGCAUGUACUGGCUCUCUAACGUGCAAGGCAGGAGCGGCGGCCCAGCGCCCGGCGUUGGCCACCUACAGUCUUUGGUAGAUGAGUGGCUGGAUAGCUACAAGCAAGACCAGGAUGCAGGAUUUCUGGAGCUUGUUAACUUUUUCAUCUGAUCUUGUGGAUGUAAAGGACUCGGGGGACUAUCCUCUGACAGCUCCAGGUCUAUCCUGGAAGAAGUUCCAGGGCAGCUUCUGUGAGUUUGUGGGGACAUUGGUCUGUCGGUGCCAGUACAGCCUCCUCCAUGAUGACUUCCCUGUGGACAACCUCAUCUCCCUGCUCACUGGCCUCUCAGACUCACAAGUCCGCGCCUUCUGUCACACUAGCACCCUGGCUGCUAUGAAACUGAUGACCUCCCUGGUAAGAGUUGCCCUCCAACUGAGUCUGCACCAAGAUAGCAAUCAGCGUCAGUAUGAGGCUGAAAGAAACAAGGGGCCAGGGCAGAGGGCACCUGAGCGGCUGGAGAGCCUGUUGGAGAAACACAAAGAGAUACAGACUGAAAUGUUACCAGAUAAAAUGAUGUCAUGUCUGGGAUUCGCUUCAAAAUAAUUUGAGGUGGAAGUGGAAAGUGGAAACAACAAUUAUGAAACAACCUGGCCCAUGAGAUGAUAGCUGUCGAAGGUAGGUACGGUUAUACAAAAUUUCAUUACACUUUUCCCUCUACUUUUCUAAUAUAUUCUGAAUUUUCAUAACAAAAAGUUAAAUACACUUAAAAGUAGACAAAUACAUACUAAUUUGAGGUGGUGGUUAAGGACUCAGAAGUUACAGUCCAUGUGUCUGAAUGAAAGUAGUUUCUCAAACAUGCAGAUAUCAGAGAUUUGUAGGAUUCCUUCAAUGGAGACCCAUGUUUUCUCCACACAGAACACUGGUUUCUGAGCAAAAGUAGGCCCUCUUUCUGAAAACAGAUCUGACAAUAUGAAAGUGGUUGGCUACUUAACUGAAGAUACCAAAAGGAAAAAAAAAAAGGACACCAAAAAACUGGGUCUACAAAUGUGGUUGUUGGUUCUCCUUGUUUUUUUUUUCAAAUAAGGCUCGGUUUAGGAGCAGUCUAAUAGAGCAUGUGACUGCUAUACUUCCAACAGUAUCUUUGCAAAUAAAUACAACCCAUACAAUUCAAUUGUCCAUCCCACUUUUCCUGUUUGUUUAUUGCUCUUCAACAGCAGUUUCACCUCAUGCUUUUUAAUUUUUUCAUCCUAAGGCAAGGAAGAAGGAUCUUUAAAGUUGUUAAAAAAGUUUCCUGAAGUCAAGUAAUUCAUUAGAAAGUAUGUUUUAUCCAGAAUCCUAUUGUUUCACUGCAGAAGGAGCACUCAGUAGCUUGUCCAAGGUUAUGCCAAAGGAAGUCUCCUCUCUCUCGCUUAUCUGAAUCCUGUCCUUCCAAAAGAACAUGCCCAGGUCCAAUAAAUGGAGUUCCUAAAAGGACGGAUGUCUCCCAUUUAAAAAAAUAUUUCCCAGAGUCUCUAGGUUCAAUGUCCUACAAAUAAUCAGCAUUCAAGAUAUGAAUUUACUAACUUUUAAAAUCUAUACAAAUUUAAAAUUUUCAAUAUUAUUUUAUACGCAAUUAUCCUAUCUAUAAUAUUACUGUCUAGCAUUAUUAUAAAAGUAUCAUCACAAAUCCUAACGAUCAUUUCCACUAAACGCCUGAAAAGAUCAUGGGAGAUUUAAACUCUGAUGUGUGCUUUGGAAGUAGAAUCAGCUUUUGGAGAAACAAAGCUAGGGAGCACUUUUUGAGGCCGAUUACAUUUUUGGAAUUAUUUGCCAAGUUGUAUUGCCAAGUUGCAUUGCAGAACUUGUAAGAAAACUUUUUCCUUUUUUUAUUUUUAUUUUAUUUAUUUAUUUAUUUAUUUUUUGAGAUGGAGUUUCACUCUUGUUGCCCAGGCUGGAGUGCAAUGGUGUGGUCUCAGCUCACUGGAACCUCCACCUCCCGGGUUCAAGUGAUUCUCUUGCCUCAGCCUCCCAAGUAGCUAGGAUUACAGGCGCCUGCCACCACGCCCAGCUAAUUUUGUAUUUUUAGUAGAGACAGGGUUUCACCAUGUUGGUCAGGCUGGUCUUGAAUCCUGACCUCAGAUGAUCCACUCACCUUGGCCUCCCAAAGUUCUGGGAUUACAGUCAUGAGCCACGACACCUAGCCAAUUAUAACUAAACUUUUAAAAAUAUUUGUCCCCAUAGUUAGAAUUUUCAUUAGUGUAUUUAUCUUUUUCAUGUAGUCUUGUUUACAAAGGCCAUUUUAAAAGUUGCUGUCCCAGGCUUAUAAAGUAAUUUUAUAAUGUCUUCCUAUCAACCAUAUGAAAAGCAUUCAUCUCUGAGAAAGUAUCAUAAAGAAAUUCUACUGUAAUAAUUCAAAUAUUAAAGUAAACAUAAAAAAUUAUAUUGUAUGACAGAAUACCAAAAGAAAUAGAAAAUCUCUGCAAGAGGGUAUUUAAUUUCUGAUGAAAACAAAAUAGUACUCUUUACAAUUUGGCCUAUCACAUGACAGUAUUUCUCAAAAUCCUGCUAAAUUAAUGUUGGAGCACACUUCUUCAGGCAUUAAUGAUUUCAGUAAUGGUCAAUGGUAGUUGAUACAGAUAAGAAAUAACUGAUAGUGAUAUCAAAUCUAUACAUGUUUGACUCUCCCCACAUUUCUAAGUGAUCUAGACCAGAGCUAGGUUGUUUAUAUGGUAGCCACUAGUUACAUGUGGGCUAUUUAUAUUUAAAUUAAUUAAAUGUAAAUAAAAUUCAAAAUUAAGUUUCUUUGUUGCACUAGCCAUGUUUCAAGUACUCAAUAGCCACAUAUGGCUAGUGAGUACCAUAUUGGGUGGUGCAGCUAUGGAACAUGUCCAUUAUCACAGAAAGUUCUACUAAACAAGGUUGAUCUACAUUACAGAGGUUACUACUGAUGAAUGGAAAAUCUCAAAUAUAUACAUAAAUGUGUGUGUGUAUAUAUAUAUAUAUAUAUAUAUAUACACAUUUAUUUCUAUAGCAAUUUUCCUUUUGUUAUAGGAGGUUUCAUUAAAUAUGUCAAAUUUAAAUUUUUUUUCUGGAAAAAUUUAUAUUUUAAUGUAAACAGUUAAAAUUGUGCCAUGAGCAUUGUACUAUAGAUUUUCAUUUCCCUUGUAUUACAAGGAGAAUGAAUUCAAAAGAUUCCAUUUUCUCAAAAUAGUGAAUUAUAACAUUACCUGGUCUUCCCCUUCAAUUAGCAUUUUCUUUCUUUAUAAACAUCUAUUCUAAGCCCUCUCUGCUUCCAAUUUUACUCAGCCAAAGCCCACUUUUAUUAUGCAGCAAGGAAAUCCCACUUCUGGAGUUUGGUAGCACUUGCAGUCUCAAACUCCACACUUGUGAAGUUUGUGAGUUACAUAAAAAAUUAAAUUCCUAGCCAGGUCUUCCUAUUGGGUGAGGAGGCCCUUCCAAAGUUCCAGCGAAUUCCUUAGUCUGACAACUUUUCUCAAUUCAGAAAGAUGUGUUUGGUAACAUAUAUUAAAAGGCAGAAAUAUGCAAAUGCAUAAACAAUAGAAUUUGACAUCAUUAUGUGAUAAAGUGAAAUGCUCCUGCAGUUAGUUAUUGAACAUGAAGGACCUCUCUAAUUCUUCAGAGAAACUGUGAGAUAAUCUCUACCAUUUAUGCUUAGCAAGGAGCCAUGCUGCAGAGGAAAAGUAGAAAUACACACGAGUGACAAAAGCAAAAAAAAAUAUAUAUGAAGAACUCUGAAACCACCCUCAAUGAAAAGUAAUAUGUCUGUAUUUAAAGAGUAGGUAAAUCAUAUAGCGAAUUUAGAAGGUAAAAAACGAGGUCUAUAAUUACAUGAGUAUAUAGAAAAUGUUAAGUGUUUUCGUGAAAAGGUAUAUAAACAAUAAUGAAUAAUCAUUUCACAUUGAAAAUAAUUUAAUUUUAAAAGGAGAUAGUACAAAUAACAACAAAAAAAAAGUCGAAGUACGGAAAUAGUAGAAAUUUCAAAUAUUUUAGGAAUGUCUUUCUCCAGAGUAGCAUGUUGUUUAGAAACUAAAUUUCCACAGUAGAUUUCAUAGCUCCUGAACAUGAAUUAAAACUUUGAUAUUAGCUGCAGAAAUGUACAUUAGUUUGUGGGGAGGGGAUAAAGAAAAUAAUGUGCCAACCUCCCAACAAUUUCCCCAAACAGAUUUUUGCAUCUUGGUCAUUACACUUACUUUCAAGAUUCUUUUCUUGGUUUAAACAUGUAAUCUUGUCUCUUUGCUCACCUGCUCACUCUUCAAGCAAGCCUACAGCCAAAUAGAUUGCCAUACAUCUUUACCAAUAAACCAUUAUUUUCCAAGGAAUUUUUUCUUAAUUUUUAAAAUUUAACAAGUUUAACUACAAUUAAUAAAGUACUCCUGGCACAAGGACUCUGAAACAUUGUUUGGGUCUUGGAAAAGUUUGAAACUUCCAAUUCAUUAGGACUUUGAGUAACUAUUUUGUACCUAAGAAUGAGAAUUGAUGGAGAGAGUGGUACUAAGCACAUAAUUUUAUGAAAUAUGAUGAAAACAUGAGAGUUUUGUUAUGACGCACAUAACAAUAAAGAACCUGUUUCUUUUUAGCAGGCUCCUAAAAAGUACCUCCCUUAUAAUUAUUAAAUAAAAACACUCACUUAUUCAGUACUCAGCUAGCUUUUAAGAUCUGAAUAACAGAAGUACACAGUGAGAGAGGUACUUACAUGGUUUCCUUGGAUACUAGAUGAUGCCAUUCAGGUCUAUGUUUUUAUCUGAAAGUGGUGCCCUGUGGAGAAACAAGGCUUGGUGAGUGGCUGUUUAUACAUAGUAAGUAAAUAGGAACUUUGUUUAUUUUACAAAGCAUUUUUUAUUUUGACCCAGCUUUCCUUUUCUCAUCACACCCAAUUCCUGUAAACAGCAAUAAUAUGGUAGAACAGGUACUCUGUACAACUCUUUUUAACUCCACUUAAGAAAUCAUAAUUAUUAAGGCAGAAGCUCAGAAUGCUUUGGCUAAGGAUGUUACUCCUUGGGCUGCUUUAUAUAUCUUGACUAUUUUAUUUAUGUCAGACAUAUUAAUGAAUAUUGCCUGCCUCUCUAUUUUCCUCAAAAGGAAUAUUGCUCAAACCACUAAUAAAGAAAUUAGUCUAAAACAUUCACAUAAAUGAUAAAUGUCCUUACCUUAACCAAAAGAUAAGAGAACUCAAGCUUUAGCCAGUUUCUAAACAUGAAGGGUUUCCAUAGACCUUAGCUGCCAUUUUACAUGUUCCAGUGGCAUCCUGGAUUCCCAAUAGUUUUAGUGCUAUGAGCAUACGAUUUUGACAUUCAGUCCCUCAGAACUACACACAUUCUAAUUUUGGUAGUAUGAAUAAUCUCUCCUAUGUGAUAAGUUAUUUAACCUUCUAAUAUUUCUUAGAAUUGAAAAGAACAAAUGAGCUGCAGCAAAGAAUGGCAAAUAACUUUUAUGCUUAACACAAUUUAAUAACCUGAAAUGAAGUAAGUAUGUGCUAUGUUUCCAUUAAAAAGUUUCCAGCCACAAUUAAUUGAACGAAAACUUGUCUUGUUCCAAGAUUAUUCUUGGAAAUGUAAUUUUAAAAUCUGCUUGAAAUGAGGAAACUUACUUUUUUAUACCAUAUGAAAGCAAUUGCAUUUUUUAGGAAUGAUUUUUGGAUAGACUUCCGAUUGGAUAUUUUCCAUUGGAACUAGCAGCAUAGGGGGUCGGGAGGGGGGAGGGGAGGGAAGCAAUUCUGUGUUCUUUUGCCAGCACUGGCAAAGGUCUGGUUGUCAGUGAUACCUUUACAGCUAAAUUUACUCCAGAGUGACAGAAACAGGUGCACCUCGGCCUGCCAGACACUUGUGCAGAGAGAUCACGCAUCUCACGGCUUGACGAUCAAGGGGGCAAAGCCUCGGUCUUCAUAGAAAAGGAGAGGAGGCAAACGCAGCCCAAACUGGGAGGUUUCUCUUCAAAGCCAGCUGGUCUGGCUUUAUUCUACAGGAAUUUUUUUACCUGUCAGGGUUUGGACAACAAAGCCCUCAGCAGGUGCUGACGGGUACAACUUCCUGGAGAAGCAGAAAGGCACUGGUGAGUUUCAAUUGCCAAAAUAUAUUUUUUAAUCUCUAAAAGUUAAUUUUGUUGUCUUGAAAGAGGCACCACUGAGGUACCUGUGUUCACAAAGUUGAUGAGACCAUUGGAAUCAGAGCCAACUCACUCAACAGUGGGUUUGCCUUAUGUGAAAGUAAAGCUGUUACCAUAUAACAAUUUUUUAGUUUUUUUUUUUAGGUUUAAAAAAAGAUUCUAUUUUUAAAUAUUGGUCUCUUUCAUUACUGUUUUCAAUAUUUGGAAGAUGAAGAGUUAAUUACAUUUAUAAUAUUACGCGAUUUAACACACAUUUUAGUCUCCUUUUUAUCUAAUUCUGUCAUAAUCUUUUCUGAAUAAAAAGUUAUUUUCUAAUAAAUCUCCCAAAUAAAAAGGUGUAAUGGUACAUACUAUUUUCAAAAAUUACAUGUACUGGGUUUUUUAAAAUGUGUGCAUGCUACAAGAACAUGAUUAGAGAGAACAUGCAAUUAACUUUAUUUUAAUACAUUUUAAAAAUAUACAUUGCAUGUAUAAUUAAAUAAUUUAAAAUAUAUUGCAUGUUUAAUAAUUAAAUAAAAGUAAAUUGUAUUGUAGUAAAUAUUAUUUAAUAAUUAAACGUGGCAGUAUUUUCUCAUUACUUUACAAAAAGUGUCUUUUGAGAAAAAUCUUUGAAAUUAACAACCAAGACGGUAUUAAAGCAUGUUUUUACAUCACUGAUUUCCAAAAUUUGUAUAUUUGUAUAUUUUUUAUUU
Messenger RNA from Gorilla gorilla gorilla (western lowland gorilla), 6948 nucleotides. RefSeq names its product putative STAG3-like protein 4. Gene Ontology annotation, biological process: establishment of meiotic sister chromatid cohesion; sister chromatid cohesion. Gene Ontology annotation, cellular component: meiotic cohesin complex; chromatin; nucleus. The record is from RefSeq and is a predicted model, not a curated record. The transcript has 5 exons. NCBI's taxonomy places the organism in Eukaryota, Metazoa, Chordata, Mammalia, Primates, Hominidae. The coding region runs from base 254 to 757 and encodes 167 amino acids. Gene Ontology annotation, molecular function: chromatin binding.